AUGCGUUUCCCAGACGUCCCCAGAGGACCCUCUGGCCAUUGGGACUGCGCGGAAUGCGGGAGUCCGCGGGGACAUUUGCACGUUUUGUUUUUAUUCCUCCAUCCGCCCCUCCCAAACCUCAACACGGCGGCUGAUCCAACGACUGCGACGGGAUCCGUUGCGUAUUUCUGGAUCUCUCUUGCGUUGCAGCGACAGGCUUGGUGUGUCCUGCUUGGCAGACACGGUGGACGGAAGUGGGCUGCCCUAUCGGGAAAACGAUGGUCACGGUGGAGCGUGUUGCGUACGUCGCAAUUUGGCGUGUCUGUGGCGAUCCUUGCGGAUGGUGUGACGGCGCCUCUUUUACUUGCGGGGAUAGAAGCGAUGCUCCACGGUGGUGCACACGUUGCGGGUGGAGGUUUCUCUUGCUGUUGGUUUGUGAACGUUUCUUCUUUCGCUUUUGCCGGAACACCACAGAGGGCGGUGUCUGCGGACAGCAGAGCAUUGCGAGGAGGGGCAUCACCCGAUUUUUGGCGCGAUGAGGCGGCUUCUGUGACUUUACGGUGGUUAUUUUCAGGACUGAGAGACGAUCUUUUGCUGGAAUGUAUUGUGGGAGACCAUCCGCGUUUUUGUUUUUGUUAG
Trypanosoma cruzi is the source of this 618-nucleotide messenger RNA. RefSeq lists its product as uncharacterized. The record is from RefSeq and is a predicted model, not a curated record. Bases 1 to 618 code for a protein of 205 amino acids. Lineage: Eukaryota; Euglenozoa; Kinetoplastea; Trypanosomatida; Trypanosomatidae. The transcript has a single exon.